Molecule: messenger RNA, 957 nt
Organism: Oryza brachyantha (malo sina)
Lineage: Eukaryota; Viridiplantae; Streptophyta; Magnoliopsida; Poales; Poaceae
Exons: 4
Coding region: 66-566 (166 amino acids)
Source: RefSeq, a predicted model, not a curated record
ACUGCGCGGCGGCCGCGUGCACGGAUGCUACAUGCUAUUACACGAGAUUUUUUGCUCGAGUCAAAAUGCCCAUAACUUGUUCACUAGCAGCUGACCAGGCCAAAAUCCUACAGUUACUCUACUGCCAAACCACACAAAGAAGAGAGCACUGUGAUCCUCCACACAUCAAGAAGCGUCGAAAGCUCACCUGGAAAGAAAAGUGGUGUGUUCUGAAGGAGGCAACCAGGCUGUAUGGGGCUUCUUGGGUUAGAGACAUUGGCCCUGAACUCAGACCAAACGACUACAAGAAGGCCAAAGAGGAACCUGACAUCAAGACUGAGGAGGGAAGAAGCGAGCCUACUGCUGUUGAGGACUUCCUCGGCGCACUAAAGGGUGGAGCAGAGAAGGCCAAGCCUGCGCUACAGCGGCUGUACAUGGCUCGUGCCUCAAACUACACAGAUGCACUGAAGAACUAUGUCGAGUCCUACAAAGAAGCUCUGAAAGAGCAUUUGGAGGAAGAAGCCAUGGGUAAAGGCCAUCGGCAAGGCAAUGAGGCAACAAAGCCACCGCAGUCAUCGUCAUCGUGAUUUUGUCUGAAUAUCUCAUGUGUGAUCUGUGAUGCACAUUGAAGUUUCAGCACGUCGUGUGUAUGUGUUCAACCGCAGUUGAUACAUUGUAGCAAGAGGCUGUCUAGGCUGUAGACCGAAAAAAAGGCCGAAUAGUGAUUUUCAUCUCGAUUGCAGCAUGCUUAACUGAAAACAAAGCUGCACUAGUGUCUACUCUGAUGAAAACUUCCUGAAUAACAUUAUUUCUUUUCUUUCCCUUCUGGUUGAACAAGCUAGCCUUCUAUCUUACUUCUAAAUAUAUACCAGCAUGAGGGAGAAGCUGUGUACAGGGGCCUGUAACAUGCUAUGCAUCAUUAGGUUUGUUAUUCUCAUGUGACUUAAUUACAUUAAUCUGGUCCUGUAUCAGUAGUAG